AUGAAUUUUCCAGUGGAGUUUUCUGAAGAAACAAAAAAACAAGUCGCUUUAUGGCGUGAUAUUAUUCAAAAUAAACAUAGGGAUGAUGGCGAUGAAAUUUUUUGUAACGACCCAUUAUUAAUAAUCGAAUAUAAUCAACCGGGUCUCGCAGUCAGAAACAUCACGGAAAAUGAUGUUAGCGCAGUGAUCAGAGGAACUCCAAACUAUAUUCCUAUCGUAUUUCCAAGGGCAGACCUGGUACAAUCAAAUUCUGUAUUCGCAUUUAACGAUAUGCAGACAAUGGAAGAUGCUAUUGCACGAUUAUUUGAUAACUAUAAUAACUUUGUGACAGGACGACAAGAUCCUAUUGUUGGACGGGUAUAUUGGGUGCAAUUUCGCAGGGACAAUACAUUUGAAGUUUGUGAACGAGGACAUGUUUUUAAUUGA
Molecule: messenger RNA, 426 nt
Organism: Acaulospora morrowiae
Lineage: Eukaryota; Fungi; Glomeromycota; Glomeromycetes; Diversisporales; Acaulosporaceae
Source: the annotation of a GenBank genome assembly